UAAAUAUGAACAACUUGACGUGUUGUAGUCCCCCCCAGCACGCUCGUAACAGCAGUUGUUGACAGAUAAGGAAGGGUAUGUGGAGUGGAGUGGAGCGGUGGAGCAACUGUGACAACGUGAGCUCCACAACAAUAGCGUCAUUCGCGCAGUCUACAUCGGCUCCUGCUGGCUUAUUUAGCCACAAGGGAAAACCACAAUGCUGUGCUGGGGCAAUGCUUCCUAUGGCCAGCUUGGUUUGGGGGGCAUCGAUGAAGAGAUAGUGGUGGAGCCAAGGAAUUGUGACUUCUUCCUUGCAAAGCAAGUGCGCGAUGUAGGCUGUGGACGCAAGCACACAGCAAUCGUGCUGGAUGAUGGGACAGUAUACACGUGUGGUUGCAAUGAUCUCGGUCAACUUGGCCAUGAGAAGUCCCGGAAGAAACCAGAACAGGUUGUGGCUCUGGAUGCUCAGAUCAUAAUAGCAGUGUCCUGUGGAGAGUCCCAUACACUUGCCUUGAAUGACAGCGGGCAAGUUUUCUCAUGGGGCCUUGGUUCAGAUGGACAGCUGGGCUUAAACAACUUUGAAGAAUGUGUUCGUGUGCCUCGGAACAUCAAGACUUUGACUGAUGUUCAAAUCACUCAGGUAGCCUGUGGGUACUGGCACUCAUUAGCACUUUCAAAAGGUAGCCAGGUUUUCUCCUGGGGUCAAAAUCGAUAUGGACAGCUCGGCCUAGGAGCGAAGGAACAAAGCAUUUCUACCCCUCAAAUCAUUCAGUCUUUGCAGGGCAUUCCUUUUGCUCAGAUAUCAGCAGGUGGCGCUCACAGUUUCACCCUCACGCUCUCAGGAGCUGUGUUUGGUUGGGGCCGGAACAAGUUUGGUCAGCUCGGUGUCAAUGACACCAAUGACCGGUGUUUUCCAACCCUGCUGAAGUCACUUAGAUCGCAGAGAGUAAUUUUUGUCUCCUGUGGAGAAGAUCAUACAGCAGCCUUGACUAAGGAAGGAGGUGUCUUUACCUUCGGAGCAGGAGGAUAUGGUCAGCUGGGGCAUAACUCUACAAAUCAUGAAAUCAAUCCAAGGAAAGUGUUUGAGCUCAUGGGAAAUGUAGUCACGCAGAUUGCAUGUGGAAGGCAGCACACACUGGCUUUCACACCCUCAUGCGGAAAGAUGGACUCAUUUGGUCUUGGUGGGAAUGGACAGCUCGGUACACGCUCCAGCUGCAACAGGAAAACUCCGGGCCCUGUCAAGUUUCCCUGGAUACACUCUGUUGAUUCAGAUGAUAGUGUCAUGAACCAGAACUGUUGUAUCAAGAGGAUUUAUGCAGGAGGGGACCAAAGCUUUGCUCACUAUUGUACUGCUAACAGCCUGCAAAAUAAUGGUAAAGUGGCGACACAUGACACCCAGCGAAGAGUUUGUACUUUGAAUGAGGAAACCAUACAAAGAUGGCUGAACCAUACACCCGGAAGACUCCCGCUAGAAUUCUCCAAUGAGAUUGACCUGGUGUUCUCAACUGCAAGCUGCCUCAACGGGUCCUUUUUGUCUAUGAGUCAACCAGAUCACUACAGUACCAGCAGUAAAUGUUCAGGAAUCGAUCUGAACAUGGCCCGCCUCCAAUUUCAAAGACUGAUUACACCAGACCACCCUGAGAUUGGCCAACAGAUUGCUGCAAGUGUGGAGAAGAAUCUUAUUCCAAGACUGAUCAACUCCCCUCCAGACAUAGAAGCGUUGAGGCUCUACCUCAUUCUUCCAGAAUGCCCUCUCUUCAAUGAUUCCAACAAUUAUGUGACGAUCUCUAUCCCAUUUGCCAAAUCAGUCAUCAGCCUGAAAGAAGCUCCGCUUAAAGUGCUAGCAAACUGGUGGUCCACCUUGGAGCCCCAAGUGUUCCAGCGGCUGGUCGAGAUGUACAAAGAAGUGGUGGUGUACCUGCUCCAGAUGCACAAGGUUGGAAUCCCGUCAACAGAGCAAAGGAUUUUCACCAGUUUUCUGGACACGUCACUUCGACUGCUGGAAAUCCUUCACAAGGUGAACGAGAGAGGUGGACACAUUAUACAGUAUGAUAAAUUCUACAUUCAUGAGUUGGAUGACUUAAUAGACAUCAGAAAUGACUACAUCACAUGGAUUCAGAGACAAAUGUAUCCAGGGGCAAGUAUUUUCACCUGCUUUUUGAAAUUUUGCAGAACUUUGGAUUCAUCGACGAAUAUGACUCAUUCUGUGAUGCCUCUCUGUCCUCAGGGUCCUGAUGGCGUGGUGACCAUGUGCAGGUAUCCCUUUGUAUUUGAUGCCCCAGCAAAGACUACUCUGCUACACACCGAUGCUGUUUUACAAAUGCAGAUGGCAGUGGAUCAGGCACAAAUGCAAAACUUGAGUUCCAUGUUCUUGCCUGCUGUGGAAUCCGUCAACCCAUGCCUCAUCCUGAUUGUCCGGAGGGACAAUAUAGUUGGAGACACCAUGGAAGUUCUCAGAAAGUCAAAGAACGUCGACUACAAGAAGCCGCUUAAGGUUAUCUUUGUGGGAGAAGAGGCAGUGGAUGCGGGAGGUGUGAGAAAGGAGUUCUUCCUCUUAAUCAUGAAAGAGCUGUUGGAUCCAAAGUACGGGAUGUUUCGUUACCACGAGGAGUCCAGGCUUCUCUGGUUUUCAAGCAAGACCUUUGAGGACAUUGAAUUGUUUAACCUCAUCGGAGUCAUAUGCGGUCUGGCCAUCUACAACCUCACGAUUGUGGAGCUCAACUUUCCAGUGGCCCUGUACAAGAAGCUUCUGAAGAGGAAUCCCACGUUAGAUGACCUGAAGGAGCUCAAGCCAGAGGUGGGAAGGAGUCUCCAACUGUUGCUGGACUACCAUGAAGAUGACCUUGAGGAAACAUUCUGCUUGAACUUCACAAUCACAGAAGAAAACUACGGCGCUACAGAGGUGUUGGACCUCAUACCCAAUGGGGAAAACAUCAAUGUAAAUAAAUCCAACAGGCAGGACUUCGUCAAUGCCUACGUAGACUACACAUUCAACACCUCAGUUGCCUCACUCUUUGAGUGCUUCUAUGCAGGCUUCCACAAGAUUUGUGGAGGCAAAGUUCUGGAGCUCUUUCAGCCCAACGAACUGCAAGCCAUGGUGAUUGGCAACACCAACUAUGACUGGACUGAACUUGAAAAGAGCACUGAAUAUAAGGGAGAGUACUGGGCUGAACAUCCCACCAUCAAGCUCUUCUGGGAAGAGUUCCACAACCUUCCUUUAGAGAAGAAAAAACAGUUUCUCUUAUUCCUCACAGGAAGUGAUCGCAUACCCAUCUUGGGCAUGAAAAGCCUUAAACUAGUGAUCCAGCCGACCAAUGGGGGAGAACUUUAUUUGCCUGUCGCCCACACGUGCUUCAACUUGUUGGACCUGCCCAAAUACACUAAUGCGGAAACACUGCGUGAGAAGCUUCUUCAAGCUAUAGAUCAUAAUCAAGGCUUCAAUCUAGCAUGAGGAAAGCUCCAGAUGACCAUGCUCAGAAUGUUGAUGGCUUCCAACGUUUUGCUUUGCAGACAGUAGGAAACGAGCAGUGUGAGCAUUGCUUGAAAACAGGCUAUAAGACUUUGCCAUGUCAAAUUUUCAUGUUACUUGGAUUUUUGUUUCCCCCAGCUUUUUCAAAUCUGUCAUAGUGUUUUGGUGAGUAAAACACGUAUUAGAAGCGGUCUUACAUUUCAUAAUGCACUUAGGCUCAUUCAUUGUUUGGAUUUGGCAAGAUCAAGAAAGUGGUGUUACAGUUGACACGAUUAGUAACAAGCAACAUAAAUAGCACUACCUUUCUGACAGAUGAAAUCUAAUCCUGCAACAGUACUUGACUGAAAAUUGAGAAUAAAAUGACCCAGUUGAAAUGAACACUUCCAAGUGAUCAUAACAAAACAUGUUUGUUUCACUGUCGCUGAGGUGAUAAAAAUCACACAUUUACAAAGCUAACAGGCCACCCCAUAUGCAUGAAGUGUGUGCUAUAGAAAUGACUGUACUAACCUUUGUUUCACAUAAGUUCCACUCCAGUGUGAUAAUUGAUACACAAUCGUGCAAGACAUUUGCUUUGAGUGCAUUGUGUUGGCUUUCAACAUUAAAAUGGUCAACAAAUAAAA
This is a messenger RNA of Syngnathus acus (greater pipefish), 4068 nucleotides long. It is a transcript of the gene herc4, whose product is annotated as HECT and RLD domain containing E3 ubiquitin protein ligase 4. Gene Ontology annotation, biological process: ubiquitin-dependent protein catabolic process; protein ubiquitination. Gene Ontology annotation, molecular function: ubiquitin protein ligase activity. The coding region runs from base 197 to 3430 and encodes 1077 amino acids. The record is from RefSeq and is a predicted model, not a curated record. Gene Ontology annotation, cellular component: cytoplasm. The transcript is spliced from 23 exons. Lineage: Eukaryota; Metazoa; Chordata; Actinopteri; Syngnathiformes; Syngnathidae.